GGGAAAUCCGAUACAGUUUCCUCUUCGCGGAUCGCGGAGGAGUGCUUGUAUCGAAGUCUGCUGCUAUUUGGUCCGCGCUGUCCCAAGGGUCAGCAAAUUUAGCGAUUCUAAUCUGCGAUCUGUCCUUCUUCCUUGGACAGCUAAAGGGAGGGGUUCCGGAAGCACGAUAUGGAGGAACAGGCGUCUGCCGAUCCGCCAUUGCAUAGAUAGACUGAUGUAAUUUGGUGAUCUUACUAGCUACUGUCUCUGAUCACCCUUCAAAUAGUACGAUCCCAAGGCGUGAGGGCAUGCCCGCCCCUACUUACAUCGAAGGUGAACAGCUCGUGCAGCUUUUGAGAGGGGAGGACAGCACAGAGACCUGCGUGCUGGAUGUGCGAGACGAGGACUUUCAAGGGGGCCACAUCAGGGGCUGCCUGAACAUAUGGUCCGAGGAGUUUUACGAUGAUGAGAAUGUGGAUGCGGUGAUCCAAAAGCAUGGGCUCCUGCGAUACAGACAGGUGGUGGUCACCUGCUUCAUGUCCCAGCAGCGAGGGCCCUUCUGCGCCAAAAGGCUAGCCUCCCGCCUGGAUGCACUGGCUACGCAAGAUGUACCCAAGGUGCAGGUCCUCUACGGUGGCAUGAGAAAGUUCAAGAGGGACUACGCGGGGGACCCUGACCUGUUUGACAACCUUGUACUGUGAGCGUCGUACACAGAGAGAAGAUGUCCUUCAGGGCAGAAUUGCACAUAGAAUGAUUGAGAACAUCUGUGAGCACAAUAAUAUUAUUGGACUGCAUGCCAAUGAGCUGCAAAUAUUGAAGGGCAGCAAGGGCUACAGAGUGGCUGGCUGAGGUGAUCAGAGACAUGGGAGCAGUUGAGCAUCCAGCAUAAGUCUGAAUUCUUGUAUGGACGUGUGCUCCAAAUAUAUGUCAACUGUGAGCUGGGGUUCUGC
Messenger RNA from Coccomyxa subellipsoidea C-169, 929 nucleotides. Its product is annotated as Rhodanese-like protein. Gene Ontology annotation, cellular component: cytoplasm; nucleus. The record is from RefSeq and is a predicted model, not a curated record. The transcript has 4 exons. NCBI's taxonomy places the organism in Eukaryota, Viridiplantae, Chlorophyta, Trebouxiophyceae, Coccomyxaceae. Gene Ontology annotation, molecular function: protein tyrosine phosphatase activity. Bases 288 to 680 code for a protein of 130 amino acids.